GACCCGGAGGCGGAACCGGCCUGCGCGGCGCCGACUCCGCACGGAGCACCGAGGACCGGGCGGGCCUGCGGCGACCCGGCGCCCCCCGCGCUCCGCCAUGCGGCCCGCGCGCUCCCCCGCCGCGCCGCUCGCGCUGCUGGCCGCGCUGCUGGCCGCGCCCCGGGCCCUGGCCGAGGCCCCGCUCCUGGUGCUCGUGGACGCGGCCCGCGCGCUGCGGCCCCUGCGGCCCUUCUGGAGGAGCACCGGCUUCUGUCCCCCACUGCCUCACAGCCAGGCUGACCAGUAUGACCUCAGCUGGGACCAGCAGCUCAACCUGGCCUACGUGGGCGCUGUCCCUCACGGUGGCAUCGAGCAGGUCCGGACCCACUGGCUGCUGGAGCUCGUCACAGCCAGGGGGUCGGUCGAGCAAGGCCUGAGCUACAACUUCACCCAUCUGGACGGGUACCUGGAUCUUCUCAGGGAGAACCAGCUCCUCCCAGGCUUUGAGCUGAUGGGCAGCCCCUCCCAACGCUUCACCGACUUUGAGGACAAGCAGCAGGUGUUCCGGUGGAAGGAGCUGGUCUCCCUCUUGGCCAGGAGAUACAUCGACAGGUACGGACUCUCGCACGUUUCCCGGUGGAACUUCGAGACGUGGAACGAGCCGGACCACCACGACUUUGACAACGUGUCCAUGACCUUACAAGGCUUCCUGAACUACUACGACGCCUGCUCCGAGGGCCUGCGGGCUGCCAGCCCCGCCCUGCGCCUGGGCGGCCCCGGGGACUCCUUCCACCCCCUGCCGCGCUCCCCGCUGUGCUGGGCCCUGCUGGGGCACUGCCACCACGGCACCAACUUCUUCACGGGGGAGCGGGGCGUGCGGCUGGACUACAUCUCCCUCCACAAGAAGGGCGCGGGCAGUUCCAUCUACAUCCUGGAGCAGGAGCAGGCGACCGUGCAGCAGAUCCAGCGGCUCUUCCCCAAGUUCGUCGACACCCCCAUUUACAACGACGAAGCCGACCCCCUAGUGGGCUGGUCCCUGCCGCAGCCCUGGCGGGCCGACGUGACCUACGCGGCCCUGGUGGUGAAGGUCAUCGCGCAGCACCAGAACCUGCUGGUGGCCAACGCCAGCUCCCGCGUGCGCUACGCGCUGCUGAGCAACGACAACGCCUUCCUGAGUUACCACCCGCACCCCUUCACGCAGCGCACACUCACCGCGCGCUUCCAGGUCAACAACACGCGGCCGCCGCACGUGCAGCUGCUGCGCAAGCCGGUGCUCACGGCCAUGGCGCUGCUCGCCCUGCUGGACGGCGAGCAGCUGUGGGCCGAGGCGCGGCGCGGCGGGGCGGGGCGGGCCGGCUCCCGCGCGGUGGGCGUCCUGGCCAGCGCGCACCGCCCCGCCGGCCCCGCCGACGCCUGGCGCGCCGCGGCGCUGGUCUACGCGAGCGACGACACGCGCGCCCACCCGAACCGCAGCGUCGCCUUGACCCUGCGCCUGCACGGAGUGCCCCGGGCACCGGGGCUGGUCUACGUCACGCUCUACCUGGACAACCGGUUCUGCAGCCCGUACGCCGAGUGGCAGCGCCUCGGCCGUCCGGUCUUCCCCUCCGCCGAGGAGUUCCGGCGCAUGCGCACAGCCGAGGAUCCCAUGGCCGAGGCGCCGCGCCCCUUCCCCGCCAGCGGCCGCCUGACGCUUCGCCCGGAGCUCCGGCUGCCCUCGCUCCUGCUGGUGCACGUGUGCGCACGCCCGGAGAAGCCCCCGGGCCAGGUGACCCGGCUCCGAGCUCUACCCCUGACCAGAGGGCAGGUGCUCUUGGUCUGGUCGGACGAGCACGUGAUCUCCAAGUGCGUGAGCGGGCUCUUCCCCAGGAUCCCUGAUCCCCGUCCUGUCCAUCGCCACCCGUGCCCCCCAGUCCGGUCCCCGGAGGCUGCAGUGCCCACGUGGUCACUCAGCUGUGCUCCUCCAAGCCCUCUGCCCCUCACACCCCUGCCACCGCUGUUUGCACAACCACACAAACGGCCCAAGAUGCCACACCUGUUGAUGGAGGAGCAGAGUACCUCCCGGGGACGUUUACAGGUGGCAGUUGGGCCCCCGAUUCCUCUGUGCAUCGGGCUGGCCCGUCAUCAUUGCAGGAAGGGUACAGGCACCCGGGAGGGGUCAGAAAAGGGGCUGCAGGAGCAGGGUGAUAAGUCUACAGCGUGGGCUCAACCCCCCCCCGGACACCAGCCCUGGUCCUGACCCACCUUCCCCAGGUGCCUGUGGACGUAUGAGGUCCAGUUCUCCGCAGAUGGUGAGGAGUACACUCCCAUCAGCAGGAAGCCGUCCACCUUUAACCUCUAU
Messenger RNA from Hyaena hyaena (striped hyena), 2317 nucleotides. It is a transcript of the gene IDUA, whose product is annotated as alpha-L-iduronidase. The transcript has 12 exons. Gene Ontology annotation, biological process: carbohydrate metabolic process. The record is from RefSeq and is a predicted model, not a curated record. NCBI's taxonomy places the organism in Eukaryota, Metazoa, Chordata, Mammalia, Carnivora, Hyaenidae. Gene Ontology annotation, molecular function: protein binding; L-iduronidase activity. Bases 98 to 2215 code for a protein of 705 amino acids.